AAAUAAUGUUUCAUGACUAAUAAUGUUAUCAUGAAAAGUGAGUCACUUUUAUACACUGUUUUGAAUCGUGUCAUUCGAGAACAUUGUUAUUCAUUUCAUUGCAUUUUCGUGCAGCAACAGUAGCGAGAAUAUCGCCUGCCUUUUUACCGAGCAAACUCGUGCUUUAAUAUUUUUCUAACGGUGCAAUAUAAUAAUCGUAUUGUUGCAUCGAAUACGGUUAAAUGAGGACGCAUAGUACGGUGCCAGUAAUUAGUAAACGUUCACGUUAUUUCGCGAUCGAUGACUCCGUUGUGCGUGUUAACGUUGUACACAAAUACUGCACUGCCGACGUAUAAUUUACUUUGAUAAAAAUAGUUAUGUAAUGGUGGUGUGCAUGUCAAACAUAAGAAAAUGUUCUGAUAAAACAUCAACGGUUAUGGCACACGGUUUUUCUUUAGGUAGGCGAUUCGUCAGUCUUAGAUGCGAGGUUAAGUCCAUACUGCCUCGUUGUUUUUUGUAUCUAGCUUUCUUAUAAUUAAUCGGAUAAAUAUAUUUCAACAACACUAAUAUGUCGUUAAAAAACGUUGUCGAGUGGACACCUGCUGAUGUAAUGGAAUGGCUUAUGAAAAAUGAUUUCGAUGAAUGUGCAACUCUAUUUUACAAUCAUGAAGUUGAUGGGAAAGUACUUCUGACACUGAAGGAAGAAGAUUUAAAAUCUGAUAUCUUGAAGAUAAGAAAGAUUGGCGUUAUAAAAAAAUUAUAUCUUGCUAUUAAGCAGUUGCAAAGGGAUAACAUUGCUGCUUUAUUCGACUUGGGAUAUGUGGAUUUAUUUCCAUCGCCAAAUUUUUAUACUCAUCAGAAUAAGCAUGAAAUGCCCAGUACAGGUACAGGUACAAAUAAUGAAACAUCCACAGAGCAUGAAUUUUAUUCAGCUUCUGUGUCCGAAGAUGGACAUGCUUCUCAUUUACCACCUGAAAUUUGGAAGACGUUCAUUAGUUUGGGAUAUUUGUUUAUCGUCACAUGGAUUACUGCCUUUGUAAUGGUCAUUGUUCACGAUCGAGUACCUGAUAUGAAAAAGUAUCCUCCUUUGCCAGACAUAUUUUUAGAUAAUGUACCCCAUAUUCCAUGGGCAUUUGAUAUGUGUGAAGUUACUGGAACUCUGCUUUUUGCGAUAUGGCUUGCUGUGCUUAUAUUUCACAAGUAUAGAUUUAUUUUGCUACGGAGAUUUUUUGCACUGUCGGGUACAGUCUUCCUACUGAGAUGCGUAACCAUGCUCAUCACUUCUUUAUCAGUACCAGGUGCACAUCUGCAAUGUCAGCCACGAAAAGUUCCAGAUGAAGACUGGUCCAGUUCUGCAUAUGUCGAGUUGUAUAAUAAAAUAGCGAUGGCUUAUGUUAUUUGGCGGGGAGCCGGCAUGUCUAUUCAAGGUGUCAGAACUUGUGGGGAUUAUAUGUUUAGUGGGCAUACAGUGGCAUUAACUAUGCUAAAUUUUUUCAUUACGGAGUAUACUCCGAGACAUUUGUAUUUUUUGCAUACUUUUACAUGGAUGCUCAACAUGUUUGGUAUCUUCUUCAUCUUGGCGGCACAUGAGCAUUAUUCUAUCGAUGUUUUUGUAGCGUUUUAUAUAACUUCUCGAUUAUUUCUUUAUUAUCAUACGCUGGCGAAUAAUCAAGCCUUGAUGCAGCGCGAUUCGAUUAGAACCAGGAUUUGGUUUCCACUAUUCAGUUUUUUCGAGUCGUCUGUCGAUGGUAUUGUUCCUAAUGAGUUCGAAUCGCCGUCCUUAAUAGUUUGCAAUUUGGUAGAUACAGGAAGAAACGUCUGGCACUGUGUACGGUCUUGUGUUCAUCUUCGAAAAACGCAGCGCAAUGUGAAUGGCAAUUUAAACAGCUCAAAAAAAGAACACUAACAUUGAA
Linepithema humile (Argentine ant) is the source of this 1892-nucleotide messenger RNA. RefSeq names its product Sphingomyelin synthase related (gene SMSr). The record is from RefSeq and is a predicted model, not a curated record. NCBI's taxonomy places the organism in Eukaryota, Metazoa, Arthropoda, Insecta, Hymenoptera, Formicidae. Gene Ontology annotation, molecular function: ceramide cholinephosphotransferase activity; sphingomyelin synthase activity; protein binding. Gene Ontology annotation, cellular component: Golgi membrane; endoplasmic reticulum membrane; plasma membrane. Gene Ontology annotation, biological process: ceramide biosynthetic process.